This is a messenger RNA of Daucus carota subsp. sativus, 1578 nucleotides long. Its product is annotated as auxin-responsive protein IAA26. Gene Ontology annotation, molecular function: protein binding. The coding region runs from base 270 to 1241 and encodes 323 amino acids. Gene Ontology annotation, cellular component: nucleus. Gene Ontology annotation, biological process: regulation of DNA-templated transcription. NCBI's taxonomy places the organism in Eukaryota, Viridiplantae, Streptophyta, Magnoliopsida, Apiales, Apiaceae. The transcript is spliced from 5 exons. The record is from RefSeq and is a predicted model, not a curated record.
ACCAACAAACCAAAUAGAAAACAUAUUUUAAAGGGGGGCACUUUCUUAGCUCUCUCCUUGCCUUCUCCUUUAAUAAACCUCUUCCUCCUUUCACUCAAUAUAUAUACUCCUCUCCACCUAUCCCCUCUCCACCUCAUUCACAUAUUCAAAAUUUUCUCUCAUAAUCUUUCCUCUGUUUCAUAAAAACCAAGGGUAAAAACUAAAAAAUCUCUACUUUGUCAUCUGUUCUUCAAGAAAAUAUUGCUGGUUUUCUUGGUCUUGAAGUAAAAAUGGAGGAGGGAUUUUCAAGAAGAGGCCUAGAACUAAGGCUAGCUCCACCAGGUGAUCAAGAACACAGCUUGGCCUGUUCUAAAACCUCAACCAACUUCACUAAACACACUUUUCAAGAGAAAGAUCAUGACCCUUCUCUUCUUUCUCUUGGAAACUCAUACUCCACCAUCACAACUCACUCAGCUUGUUCUGGUUCAAAGAGAGGGCUUGACAAGAGUUGGCUAAAUGAGAGUCAAACUCAAACACACAAGUUCUUGUAUUAUGACCAACAAAAAGACUUGGACUUGCUUCCUGGCAUGAAAAAGGAAUCAUCUCAGAGCAAAGGGCUGGUGUCAGAGCUGCACAAGACUGAAAAGCAGCAGGCAUUUUCACCAGAUGCUUCUGCUGUAAAAAAUACAGCUGGUCCCAACACUUCCCACAAAAGAACUGUUCCUGCUCCAGUUGUUGGUUGGCCUCCAAUUAGAUCAUUCAGGAAGAAUAUUGCAAGCAACACUUCGACGAAACUGAAGGUUGAGCCCAAGCAAGAGAUUGUGGCUCCGCCACAUAAGAGUGCCAACGAAAAACAGGUCGAGAGUUGUUGUAAAGGUUUGUUUGUGAAGAUCAACAUGGAUGGAGUCCCUAUUGGAAGAAAAGUUGAUCUGAAAGCUUAUGAUAGCUAUGAAAAGCUAUCCUGUUCGGUUGAUGAGCUUUUCAGAGGUCUCUUGGCAGCUCAAAGGGACCCCUCCGAUGAAAAUAUCCAGAACCAAGAGGGAGAUACGUUAAUUACCGGGUUGUUAGAUGGAAGAGGGGAAUAUACCCUAGUGUAUGAGGAUAAUGAAGGCGACAGGAUGCUUGUCGGAGAUGUCCCAUGGCACAUGUUUGUGUCUACUGUCAAGAGGCUGCGGGUAUUGAAAAGCUCUGACGUUUCUUCGCUAUUUGCACGCGGUAACAAGCAGAGCAAGAAUUCAACUGAUGCUGCAUUAAUACAAUAAAGAACCUCUGUUAGCUCAGUACUAAAUGAGACUGGAGGUUUAAUGUUUUGUUUAUAUCCCUUAAUAUUUUGGAUUUAAAAUCAGCCCCGUCUUUAUGUAAAAAGGCCUUUGCUGAGUCGUACUCGGUGUACAAGACUCACUCAUCCCGCGAGUUAAACCCUUACUCGCGGUUUUCGAUUAAAAGGUUGUUUUCUGGAAUCUAACCAGUAACCUGUUCCUAGACACAAUCUAUUGCUAUUCCACCUGAUUUUACUUGGUUUUCUUUUCUUUCUUUUUGCUUGAAAGCAGUUGGUUGACCGUUGACUCGUAUGGUAAUUCAAGAUUUCUGUUUUUCUCA